AAUGGAUCUUGUGGGCCAGAUUUGAGGAUCCCUGAUCUAGAGAAUGAUUUUUUUGCCUCUAGUUUUAUCUAAUAUCAUUCUAACAUUUCACAUUUUGUAAACUAUGUCAAAAAAGCAUAGCUAAUUUUUCCCCCACUUUGUGUGCCUGGCUGUUUUUGUUUGUUGUUGUGUUUGCACAGGUGUGUCUUUGUCCAGUAGCCUUAUGGCUGGUUCUGAGACAGAUGCAGCAAAAAGGUGGCAGAAAUGUGUGGACACUGUGCUGUGUGAUCUAACUAAGGAGCAACUGAAAUCUAUUGAAAACAACAGUGAGGAACGGGACUUUUUUGUGGUACAUCACCUGGCAGACCUGAAAGAAUGCUGCAUCUCUCCUCUCAUUCAUGGCACACCUAUCACCUGUAAAGUGGAAAACACAGAGCGAUACACCACCCGCUCUAAGGUACGUGUGUGCACUCUCUACACGGUCCGUCUGACACAUGGCGAGUUCACAUGGACGGUAAAAAGAAAGUACAAGCACUUCCAGGAGCUCCACAGAGACCUUUACAAACACAAAGUGAUACUGCAGUUCUUGCCCCUGGAAGGUAAAUUUGCCAUUCAGAGACAACAGCUGGCAAGUUUGACAGAGGAAAUGCCAACUUUACAUGGAAGCAAUAGAAACAGGAGAACGUCUGGCAAACCGAAAUAUCUGGAGGAAUAUUUAAACAACUUGCUAGAAAACACGUUCUACAAGAACUAUCAGGGGAUGUUGGACUUCCUGACAAUCAGUCCACUGUCCUUCAUCAGAGACCUUGGACCCAAAGGCCUUGAAGGUUAUAUUCUGAAACGGUCCGGGGGUCACCGUAUCCAGGGGUUCAACUGCAUCGGUCACCAUCAGUUCUGCUUCCGCUGGUCUCGCCGUUGGCUUGUGGUGAAGGAUUCGUUCCUUCUGUACAUGUCCAGAGACCCUGGCGUUGUGUCGUUUGUGCUGCUGUUUGACCCCGAGCUGAAGGUGUUGGUUGGAAGUGUUUACACUGAUACCAAGCAUGGCGUCUGCAUCCAGAACAACAGCAGGAAGCUGGUGAUUAAGUGCAGUAGCUACAGGCAGGCCCAGUGGUGGAGUCAUGAGAUUCGGAGUCUCUCGGAGCGCUGUGAAUUCUUCCAGAAGCAUCGCUUUGAAGGCUUCGCCCCACCCAGACCGGACACUCUCACUAAGUGGUAUGUUAAUGGGAGUGGCUAUUUCUCAGACGUGGCUGAUGCCCUGGAACAGGCCAAGGAGGAGAUCUUCAUCACUGAUUGGUGGCUCAGUCCAGAGGUUUUCCUUAAACGUCCAGCUACAGGAACGUACUGGCGCUUGGACAAGAUUCUCAGACGCAAAGCAGAGCAGGGCGUGAAGGUGUGUGUGUUAUUGUAUAAGGAGGUGGAAAUGGCACUGAAUAUCAGCAGUGGCUACAGCAAGAGAACACUGAUGAACCUGCACCCCAAUAUUAAGGUGAUGCGUCACCCUGAUCAUGUUGCUUCAGUUGUGGUCUUCUGGGCCCAUCAUGAGAAAAUGGUUGCCAUCGACCAAUCAGUGGCCUUUGUGGGUGGGUUGGAUCUUGCGUUCGGGAGGUGGGAUGACAGCGACUAUAGGCUGAGUGAUUUGGAAGCCCCAAAAACAGGCAGUAAUGCAGAGGCAGCCCGAGAGUCUGAUGCUGUGGAUGGCUCGGCAGUUCCUCUGGCAGAACCUGUGUUAGAGUGUGAGGAUGAAGUGGAUCUGAGCUGCAAUGCCCUCUUGUGGUUGGGAAAAGAUUACAGCAACUUUAUCAAGAGAGACUGGUCACAGCUGAACCAGCCCUUUCAAGACAAUGUUGACAGAACUCAGGUGCCACGCAUCCCCUGGCGAGACCUGGGUGCUGUGCAUCAUGGGAAGGCAGCAAGAGAUCUCGCACGACACUUCAUCCAGCGAUGGAACUUCACUAAGAUCUUUAAGAACAAGUACAAGGGUGACUUCUACCCGUACCUACUGCCGAAAUCCCACUGCACUGCAGAUAAGCUGCCAUUCACCAUCCCUGGUGCCUCAAAAGCCUCUGUACAGGUUCUUCGUUCUGUGGAUCACUGGUCUGCUGGCACAUGUGAACAUUCGAUCCUCAAUGCCUAUAUACAUGUUAUUGAGAACAGCGAGCAUUACAUUUAUCUAGAGAACCAGUUCUUCAUCAGCUGCUCAGAUCAGAAGAAUGCCAUUGGAGACACUAUUGUCAAACGGAUCCUACGGGCUCACAGUGAGAGGAAGAAGUACAGGGUGUUUGUUGUAAUUCCUCUGCUGCCCGGCUUUGAGGGUGACAUCAGCCAGGGAGGAGGAAAUGCCAUUCAGGCUAUACUGCACUUCACCUACAGAACGAUUAAUCGAGGAGAACACUCCAUUCUCUCAAGAUUAAAGAAGCAAAUGCAGGACGAAUGGACACAGUAUAUUUCUCUGUGUGGUCUGCGCACACACUCUGAGCUCGGCCAGUCCCCUGUAACAGAGCUCAUCUACGUCCACAGCAAAGCCCUCAUCGCUGACGACCGUUGCUACAUCAUAGGGUCAGCUAAUAUCAAUGACAGGAGCAUGCUGGGUAGUCGUGACAGUGAGCUGGCAGUGCUGGUGGAGGAUGAAGAAAGAGUUCCCUCAAUCAUGAACGGAGAGGAGUACCAGGCUGGACCCCUAGCACUCGCCUUACGAAAGGAGUGCUUCAGAGUACUUCUCGGAGCAAAAUCUGACCCCAGUCUGAACAUUGAUGAUCCAGUCUGUGAUCAUUUCUUCAACGAUGUUUGGAACAAAAUUGCCCAAACAAAUGCCAUCAUCUAUGAGAAGGUUUUCCGAUGUCUUCCACUGGACUCCAUCCGCAACUUGCGUGAGCUGCAGGAACAAGUGAAUGCUCAAAACCUCAGUCUUACUGACCCGGAGAAAGCCAAAGAAGAAUUAAAGGCAAUCCAGGGCAUCCUGGUCCAUUUCCCACUGCACUUCCUGUGCGAGGAGUACCUUCUCCCACCUCUUAAAAGCAAAGAAGGAAUGGUUCCUACGGAGGUGUGGACAUAGCAGGGCAGAGUAUCCAGCGAAACGGAAGAUUUCAGAACUUAAAAUAUCACACAUCUGCUAACUAAGCUGGAAGCUAUGGUGGUUAACCGCCAAACGUUUGGCCAAUUUGGUUUGGACUAAAAUAAUGGUAGUAAAUGAAUGUUUAGUUCUAAACACUAACACAACUUAGUGUAGAAAAACAAAAUAAUCUUGCAUAGAAUAUAGACACGUUUAUACCAGGAGAAUCGCAUAGUGUAGUUGCUAAUUAAAUGAAGAUACAAUGAAAUGACAUCAGUCUUCUACCCAAAUGCCCAUUCCGACCACGAAUGUCAUGAUUGGAGUAUUUAAAAUGGCUGAGGAUUUAUAGUGCUGCAUAUCAGAUGAGGAAAAAAGAGCAAAUAAGGCGAA
This is a messenger RNA of Carassius auratus (goldfish), 3418 nucleotides long. Its product is annotated as phospholipase D1-like. Lineage: Eukaryota; Metazoa; Chordata; Actinopteri; Cypriniformes; Cyprinidae. The transcript is spliced from 24 exons. Gene Ontology annotation, cellular component: plasma membrane region; intracellular membrane-bounded organelle. The record is from RefSeq and is a predicted model, not a curated record. Gene Ontology annotation, biological process: regulation of vesicle-mediated transport; intracellular signal transduction; phosphatidic acid biosynthetic process. Gene Ontology annotation, molecular function: D-type glycerophospholipase activity; phosphatidylinositol binding. Bases 203 to 3031 code for a protein of 942 amino acids.